Molecule: messenger RNA, 1530 nt
Organism: Lodderomyces elongisporus
Lineage: Eukaryota; Fungi; Ascomycota; Pichiomycetes; Serinales; Debaryomycetaceae
Gene: TUB4
Product: gamma-tubulin
Exons: 2
Coding region: 1-1530 (509 amino acids)
Biological process (GO): mitotic spindle organization; cytoplasmic microtubule organization; microtubule nucleation
Cellular component (GO): nucleus; spindle pole body; cytoplasm
Molecular function (GO): structural constituent of cytoskeleton; GTP binding
Source: RefSeq, a predicted model, not a curated record
AUGCCAGGAGAAACAGUUACAAUCCAAGCCGGCCAGUGUGGAAACCAAGUAGGACUUCUGUACUGGCAACAACUUGCAUCCGAGCAUGGAAUUACUGCAGAUGGAUCUCUGACACCUUAUCCCCCGGAAUCAUCAAAUGAAUUUAUUGAUUACAGUCAACAGGGUAGUAGAAACACCACUUUAACUGAGUCCGAGCUGCCGCAGAAUGUACGCCAGCUUCAGUACAGAAAUGACAAUCCCGAGCUAUAUUUUACUGUUUCCGAUUCGUACAAGUAUACUCCACGAUCCAUUAUGAUUGACCUUGAGCCCUCGGUUAUUUCAAAAGCUCUUAAUGCGAUGCCAAUGUUUAAUCCAAGAAAUGCACAUCUUAGUGAGAAUGGAGGUGGUGCUGCUAAUAAUUGGUCAAAUGGGUACCGGUAUGGACAUGAACAUGAGGAAGAUAUAUUAAACUUGAUUGAUCGUGAGGUGGACAAGUGUGAUAACUUGGCGCAUUUUCAAUUGAUGCAUAGCGUUGCUGGAGGGACCGGGUCGGGUGUUGGAUCAAAGAUUUUGGAGAUUUUACAAGAUAGGUACAGCAAGAAGAUUAUAACCACAGUUUCGGUGUUUCCCUCUAAUGACAAGACCAGUGAUGUAGUGGUGCAACCUUAUAAUUCUGUGUUGACAUUAAAGAAAUUGAUAGAGUGCAGUCAUGGUACUUUUGUCUUUCACAAUGAUGCAUUGAACAAUAUCGAUAAUUUAUUAUUAAAUCAAAGUAACAUGCGACACAAUCCCUACUACAACCAUCAUCUCAACGAUAAAGAAAUGAGUGGACACGCUUCGUUUCAAGGUGCAAACAAAUUGAUUGCUUCUGUAAUAGCAUCGAUCAGCAAUCCCAUUCGGUUCCCUGGGUACAUGUACAGCUCGAUCCAGUCCAUAAUGUCUUCGGUGAUACCAACAUCCGACUUGAAAUUUCUUACAACGUCUAUUGCGCCAUUUAGUGGUGGACAUUCAAAUCACAAGUAUAUCAAUGAACACGAUAUGUUCUUAGAGUUGUCUGAUGAUCGUUACAAGUCGGUGAUUAGUCCGCAUGGUACCGAUGUUGUAUUUGUUGCCUUGAUGAACUACUUGAUCAGUGGGUCUAGUCUCGAUAGAAAGGAGAUUCGGAAGGGGAUAUUGAAAAUACAGUCAAGGACGAAUUUUCCCGGGUGGGCCACAAGGUCUGUUCCUGUGGUAUACGGAAAGAAAUCGCCGUUUGUUCAAGACCAACUGCUUGAAGGUAUACAAAUUUCAAACAACACCUCGGUGAUUGCAUUGUUUGAGAAAAUCCUUCGACAGUUUGACAUGUUAGCAAAGAGGAAAGCAUAUUUCAACAUGUAUUGUGAAGAUAAUUCUGCUGAGGAAAUGAAUAGAGUAGGUGGGGUAUUUGGUGAAUGUAGAGAAGCCAUAGUUAGUGUGAUUGAUGAGUACAAGGCGUGUAAGAGCGGUAGCUAUUUAGAUGAUGAAGAGGAGGACCAAGAGUUUAGGGACGACGGUGAUGUAGAAAUGAAUUGA